AUGGCACCGAAGGUAAAAAUACUUGCAAAAGACGUGAUUGGAAGAAAAGGUCAAAGUAUAAAGGAAACGAAGGAAACGCCUACGAAACCUUCUAGAGCGCCAGCUGGCAGAUUAAGAAAAGUAGAUAAACCGAAACUAAAGGCAAAAAGAGUUAGGCGUAAAUUGAAAGGAUGGCUAGCGACGCCGGCUGAUUGGGCGCGUUUUAAUGCCUGGGCGGAAAUCAACGCGCUACCGAAGAAGUAUCCGGAACCUGAGCCUAUAGUUCGACCAUCGAGGCCAUUGUUUCAAUUAAAGAAAAGGAUCAAAAUGUUGGCGAAACCAAAGGAGAGGCCCGAUGAAAGCAUUCAUUGCAAAUUAGAUUUUACUGUCUCGAAAACGGCAUUAAAAGCAAUUCCAUCGAAAAGAACGAUUUUACUAGCUCUGCCAAACAUAAGGCUCGUUGAUUUUGGUCGAAUUUAUUAUCAGGUUUCUCCAGCAGCGUUGAAGUACCAGCCAACUCGAAGAAUCAUCGAGCUGAGUAUGCCUCGUGCAUUUAUUAAAGAAGAAUACCAACCACCCAGAUUACAGAUAUACGAGAAACGAGUAGUCGAUGAAGAAAGAUUGAGAAAAUUGGCUUUGGCGAAGAAAUUGCUCGAUCAUUCUGAACAGUUAACCAAGGAAGAACUGGAAGAGCUCUUUACACCUUAUGGCAUAAAGAGAACCGCGCUAUCGUAUCAAGUAAGUAUGUUACGCAAGUAUGUUAGUAUAUAUUUAAAAGUUGAAACAAUUCAAGAUAUAAAUUUUUUAGAAAAAAAUGAAAAGAUUACACCUUGGGUAAGUUUCCUGGCUAUGCCAUCAUACAGGAUGAUAAAAGAUAGGGGAGACGAGCAGUCGAGAACUUUCAAGAAAACGAUAAUCGAGGAAGAAGAGAAAAGAGGCAAGGAGGCUUUCGUCGAACAUAAGAGAAGGGAAGAGAAGGAGAGAAAAGGGAAGAAACGAAGUAGGAAAACUAUCGAGGCGGAAGAAGAAGAGAAUGUGUACGAAACUGAAGAGGAAGAACGGAAAGCCAAGAGAAGAAAACUCGAGAAAUAUGCUUGGAGAUUUGCACCUUAUCCGUGCGUAAAUAUUCCCAUUCCCAUCAAGAGAGCAGUUUUGAAAGCCAAAGGUUUCCGACAAAAGUUACAAUUAUUUAAUUUACUGAUAAAUCAAUUACGAUCUAUAAAAUGUCCGAAGUUUCUGAUUAUAGGCUGUCCAUCUCCACGUACGGAAGAACUAGCUAAGGCGCGCGAUCGUAAAUAUAAAUCUUUUAAAAUUGAUCCUUUUACCGUAAAAAAGGGUGCAUUGAAGGCCACUGCUACUGAAAGGAUCGAAUCUUUAGCGAAACCAACGAGUCCUCGAAGUCCUGUUCAAAGAAAACCGCCGCGAGAGAAAGAUAAAUUUGGAAAGCCGAUAUUCGAAAUGCCAGUUUACGGCAAAGUUUUGCCGAAAACGAAGCCGUACAAAAUGGGCGAAUGUCCGGAACCGAAGAAGGAAAAGCGCCCUGCUAAAAAGCGACCGAUUGAUCCGAUUAUUUAUGAAGCAACCUAUGAUCCUUGUAUCUAUCCGGACUUGGCGAAGAGGCAGAAGAUCGAACGGAAACGAGCUGAGAAAUUAUUGAAGAAGGAGCCUCGUAGAAAAAAGGGGCAGAAAAAGAAAUCGAAGAGACCUGAAUAUCGCGAUACGGCGGAAGCUGAAGAUAAAAAGGAAGAAGUGGAAGCAGAAGAAACGGACGAAGCAGUUGAUAAAACUGAAACUGAAGUAACUGAUGAACCUGAAGAGGAAUAG
Heterotrigona itama is the source of this 1803-nucleotide messenger RNA. The record is from the annotation of a GenBank genome assembly. NCBI's taxonomy places the organism in Eukaryota, Metazoa, Arthropoda, Insecta, Hymenoptera, Apidae.